AUGCCGUCAACAUAUCCGAGGCUGAUCAAGAACCUGAUACGCUAUACUACACAAUCAUCAGCAACAUGGAUGCGAUAUUUCAUUUUUUUCACCAAGCUUCCAACCGAAAUCAGGAUUCAAAUCCGGAAGCUUGCCCUUCUACCAAUAGCUCGCCAUCGCCCGGGUGCUCACUUUUUCGGCGUUACCAACAAAGCUGCGGACAGCGAAACCGUCGACAAGCUCUAUGCUCGCUGCAACAAAGAUGACUGCUUAAUUACUGAUGACUACAAUUACGGAUAUGGUCUUGUUCCGCCAAGUUGCAUCCCUGACAACGAGAAUUAUUUUUGGCAGCAGAAUAAUACUUCUGCUUAUCUCUGGGAUUUUGGAAUCUGGUCAGACGCUGGACUGGGGGGGUUUAGACAAAUAACAAUUGAAUAUGAGCCUGUCUGGAAUGAUGUGACCAAGGAUACGGAUCCAUUUGCUCUCUUUGGCUCAAAAGGCCCCAAGGGAUUCUUCAUACGCCCUCUGCUUUACAUGGCGAAUAACCGCAGUUCAUCGGCAAGAGACUGGAAGUUUCCCUUUUGGCUCAUAGAUUACAGCUUGAAACGAAAGCCGGAGACAAAAAUUGGCAAAAAUGUCAAGAGGAUCUAUGACAUGGAUCGCGUCUUCACAGAAGUUACCGACGAAACACGCCAGUACUAUGAGACAGAUAAUGAUUCAGCACUCGACUUCAUUCACAACCUUGCCAGCCUAUUUGGAAAAGAAGACGGAUUGGGUGCUGAUCCUUUAGAUGAAGCAUAG
Trichoderma virens Gv29-8 is the source of this 780-nucleotide messenger RNA. RefSeq lists its product as uncharacterized. The record is from RefSeq and is a predicted model, not a curated record. The coding region runs from base 1 to 780 and encodes 259 amino acids. NCBI's taxonomy places the organism in Eukaryota, Fungi, Ascomycota, Sordariomycetes, Hypocreales, Hypocreaceae. The transcript has 2 exons.